GAAGACACUUUUUGCCUUUUCUUUCUAUGCAAACAAAAAUUCCCACUGAGGCUUUUCAGUGUGAAAUUUUGUUUAUAUAGAAAACACCUGUGCCAGUCACUCAUUUGUCCCUGUUACCAUCUACUGGUGAACAUCACCUUACCACUACAUCCGGUGAGUCUCCGUCAUACAAACUAUUUUGAGAACUGCAUGAAGUGCAGUGAGAAUAACAUUCCUGCUGUGCACAUUGUGGCUAAUUGAUCAAGACAAACUGUAAAGCCAGGGCGUGAAUUACUGUGGAGCCUGGCAUGACAUUAGGACUCUUCGUUCUCAUACCUGAGAAAAGCAUUCAUUUAGUGGAGCAGCCAGCCAAAGUGCAGCAUCCUGUAGUGACACAAAGACAAGAGACAACGUUACACAAUGCCACCGCCAAAGCAUCCCCUUCCCCUGCCAAGGAAACAAAUCUCCCGUCCAAUCAGUCUUGAUGAGCCAGAAAAAAGUGCUCCCCUGUCUCCCACGAAAUCUGGAGAGGAUAUCUGCUCGAGUCCACCACCAGUGUCACCAAAGACGUGGACUGUUAAAAAGAGUCCAGAAGGAAAUGGAGUUUUCAGGGAAAAAAUACAGAUGCUGGAUCAGUGUUUUAAGGAUAAAGGUGAGCUCCCUCUACUGCCUCCUAAACCCAAUCGACUGCAGCUUGAUGAUGAAUCCCUGGAUGCUGAGAGUCUGUCAAACUUCUUCGAAGAGUCAACACCCUGGAAAACUCUGUCUAAUGAGCUCCAACUUGGUAGAGUGCCAGAAAAAGUGGUCAUAGAAGUUAAAGCCGAACAUCUGUGUAAAGCAUUCAGUUCUUACAUCUCGACGACAUCUGGGUGUCAAGGCGAGCUACAAGAAAAAAUUGACGAGCUUGGCUGCAUCGCUGACAACUUAGAUAAGGUUUCAAAGGGGACAAAAAUCGCUGGUAUCACAGGAGGUGCUACAACUGUAGCAGGAGGUGUGGCAGCAGCCGCUGGGGUGAUCCUGUCCCCUUUCACGUUGGGAGCCUCGCUGGCACUAACUGCUGUCGGGGUCGGCGUGGCUGCAGCCGGCGGUGUUACUGGUGCAUCAGCAGCCAUUGCAAAUAAGGUGAACUGCAACCAGGACCAGAAGAAAAUUGAAAAGCUCUUUACUGACUACGAGUCACUCAGUAAGGGCAUUCAGGAGAAACUGGUUUAUGUCCAUGAGGGCAUAGAGCAGCUGAGGCAGUAUGGUGUCAUCAUGCUUGAGAGGACCAAGGUGAAGUCAGAGAGGGCCUCCAAGGUGCUGGAGUUCUUUGGUCAAGGAGGGCCAUGUGCCAAGGUCUUGGAGGCAAACUCCAAGCCAUCUGGGAUGAUAGAAGGCUUUGCCCUCGGCAUGGAUAUGUACUUCAUCAAAGGAAAAGAUGGAACCAAGGUGAAGAAGGGCUUUGAGUCAAAGUUGGCAAAGAAACUCCGCUCCUUGGCGGUGGAUCUCCAGGAACGACUGGAUGAGUUCAUCGAAAUGAAAGAACUGUUUGACAAGUAUUGUUAGGAGGGUAUUUUUCUCCACCUGAAUAUCUUUUGUUUUGGGGUUGUCUUUUAAUGUUAAUCUUCAGCUUUUAUGAAAGUUUAUUGAUCGACAUAUAUUUCCUCUUUGGCAACAGGUUCGAAAACAGAACAAAACUUUUAGUGCAACUUUAGGAAUUGUAACUUCAAGCAGUUUCUUUUAAAUGGUUUAUGGUUAUUAAUGCUGUAUAAAACUGAGAUUGUGUUAACCUCCCUUAAUUUAGCCGAUUUUUCCUGUUAAGAUGAUUUCUUAAACUAAUCUAAUCAGAUUUUGUUUCACACCUUAACCUAGGUGUGAAACAAAAUGCCAUGACAUUUUAAAAAAUGACUUCUAAAUAAACUACUUAAAGACCGAUACCAUCCA
Molecule: messenger RNA, 1902 nt
Organism: Oreochromis aureus
Lineage: Eukaryota; Metazoa; Chordata; Actinopteri; Cichliformes; Cichlidae
Product: apolipoprotein L3-like
Exons: 11
Coding region: 400-1524 (374 amino acids)
Biological process (GO): lipid transport; lipoprotein metabolic process
Cellular component (GO): membrane; extracellular region
Molecular function (GO): lipid binding
Source: RefSeq, a predicted model, not a curated record